ACAACUGCACCUGAUAGUUCCUCUUGUGGCAACGUUUCUUCUUGUGUUCAUUGAUUCAUUUUUAAAGGAUGAACGGCACAGAGGGCAGCAACUUCUACAUCCCCAUGUCCAACAGGACUGGGCUGGUCAGGAGUCCCUUUGAGUACGAGCAGUACUACCUGGCUGACCCAUGGCAGUUCAAGGCUCUUGCAUUUUACAUGUUUUUACUCAUCUGUAUCGGAGGCCCCAUCAACGGGAUGACACUGUUGGUCACGGUGCUGCACAAAAAGCUUCGUCAGCCUCUCAACUUUAUUCUGGUCAACUUGGCUGUUGCUGGCAUGAUCAUGGUCUUAUUUGGAUUCACCAUCACCAUCACUUCAGCUCUUUAUGGCUACUUUGUCUUUGGACCAAUGGGUUGUGCUAUUGAAGGUUUCAUGGCUACCCUUGGAGGCCAAGUUGCCCUGUGGUCACUUGUGGUGCUGGCUAUUGAGAGAUACAUUGUUGUCUGCAAGCCCAUGGGCAGCUUCAAGUUUGGUACCAACCAUGCUGCAGCUGGAGUGGCAUUCACAUGGGUCAUGGCAUGCUCUUGUGCUGUUCCUCCUCUGGUUGGCUGGUCCAGGUACAUUCCUGAGGGAUUACAGACCUCAUGCGGACCUGACUACUACACUCUGAACCCUGAAUACAACAACGAGUCAUACGUCAUGUACAUGUUCAGCUGCCAUUUCUGUGUUCCUGUCACCAUUAUCUUCUUCACGUAUGGAAACCUGGUCUGCACAGUCAAAGCGGCUGCAGCUCAACAGCAGGACUCAGCCUCCACCCAGAAGGCAGAGAAGGAAGUGACACGCAUGUGCAUCCUGAUGGUUUUGGGAUUCCUGAUCGCCUGGACCCCUUAUGCUUCUGUUGCUGCCUGGAUUUUCUUCAACAAGGGAGCUGCUUUCAGUGCUCAGUCCAUGGCUGUCCCUGCCUUUUUCUCCAAGUCCUCAGCCUUGUUUAACCCCUUCAUCUAUGUGCUGCUCAACAAACAGUUCCGUGGGUGCAUGAUGCAGACAGUCCUUGGCAAGGCCCCAGAGGAUGAGACGUCAGUGUCCACAAGCAAGACAGAAGUGUCCUCAGUGUCUCCUGCAUAAGCUUCCUUCUUGCACCAGUUUACCUCUUCACAAACAACAGCAGCUGAUGACUCAAUGUUGAUGGAUUAAAAUAGCAAUACUGGAAAAAUGAA
Messenger RNA from Alosa alosa (allis shad), 1198 nucleotides. RefSeq names its product green-sensitive opsin-2-like. The transcript has 5 exons. NCBI's taxonomy places the organism in Eukaryota, Metazoa, Chordata, Actinopteri, Clupeiformes, Clupeidae. The coding region runs from base 69 to 1106 and encodes 345 amino acids. The record is from RefSeq and is a predicted model, not a curated record. Gene Ontology annotation, cellular component: membrane; photoreceptor outer segment. Gene Ontology annotation, biological process: phototransduction; G protein-coupled receptor signaling pathway; visual perception. Gene Ontology annotation, molecular function: G protein-coupled receptor activity.